Molecule: messenger RNA, 1426 nt
Organism: Anopheles funestus (African malaria mosquito)
Lineage: Eukaryota; Metazoa; Arthropoda; Insecta; Diptera; Culicidae
Exons: 3
Coding region: 122-1222 (366 amino acids)
Source: RefSeq, a predicted model, not a curated record
GAUAGCAACGGUUAAGUUGCGUUAGUUUGUUUAUCGGGUUUUAGAACACAUAUUGAUUGAAAUUUCCUUUCCAUCCGUUAUCGUUUCGUAACAAGCAGAUUUUUGUCGGUGCAGAAAAACGAUGAAAAAGACGCAACAUUUAAAGGGACCUCCACGUGUUCUUUCAAAGCGAGAUUCCGAGUUAGAAGCACUGAUAAAUAUGGUGGAACAAAAGCUGCAGAAGCACACACCUGCCGAUCCGAUCGACCUAGACAUGACGCACAUUAUACCGAAACGUUUGUACGAGCGGUUAAGGCGGAUGGUAAAGCUCCCGCCGUACGAUGAUCGUGAGUUUGAGGGAAUUCUUGCGAUCCGGUUAAAGGACCCACCCGGUUCGAGUGAUGGCGAACGGCGCAGUACGGAUGAUGAGGAUGAUCGGUUGUUGGAGAGUGUGGAAGCUGGUGAGGUGGGCGAGCAACCGUUCGAGCUGGUGGUGGAGGAGCGUUCGGCUGCCCGUUCACGCAUCAUACCUACCGACACGCAAAGCAACUGGAUGGAGGCAUACCUGCGGAAAACCGGAAAUGAGCGAAUCCGCUGGCAGACGAAGUAUUACCGGACGGAUCAGAAGCUGCUGGAUAAGCCACUGUUUCAACAGAUUGAGGAACUGAUCGAUCUCGGUGCUCAAGAUUUUUCCGAAUGGUUGAAUGGGUUAGGUGCGGAAAAGUCCAACAUUACGAAAGACAUUAUCAAGCAGCUGUUUUCGAUCGAAAUCGAGGACGAGAUGGCACGCGCACUGCGGGUAGAUACGCGCGAAAUCCGUGCAAUACCGACCGAUGCCGCACGGCAUUGGAACUUGGAGCAUAUGGCACUCCAGAACCGUAUUGCACAGGUUAUGCGCACCGAUCGGCGCACUAUGGCGAAGGUGCGCACACAGCACGUUGCGUUCGGGCGCACCUUACCGGCCGAAUUGCGUACCACCAGCCGUACCGAUUCGACCGACACGAUCGAACCCGACUUCCCGGACGAUCUGCGUACGCUUCGUGCGCUGUUCCAGGACAUUCGUCAUCUACGCUCGGUGCGCUAUCUGAUCGAGCAUCUGCGGACGCGGCCGGACAUACAACGGCCACGCUAUCUGCUCGAUGCCGGUCUCUUCCGGUCGGGCAUCGGUGAACGUACCACACCGUUCUAUCAGCAGGUGCUGCCACGGAAAGUCAUCCUCGACAGUGUGCGACAGAAGCAGUAAUCCCCAUCACACUUUUGCAUCGCGAUAAGACGGCAUUAUCUAGCGCAGAAGGACGAUAGAGGGAGGUGGAGGGAGGUGUCUGAACGCCUUGCGACCGCGCAGUACAGUGUUAGUAGCAAUGUGAGUGCAUUUUUGUGCGUUUUUUUGUUUUGUUUUUGGGGUUUAAAUAAAACGGAACACCCGAUAAAGGGGAUUGACUAUCGA